Drosophila gunungcola (fruit fly) is the source of this 2156-nucleotide messenger RNA. RefSeq names its product phospholipase A1. Bases 380 to 1564 code for a protein of 394 amino acids. Gene Ontology annotation, molecular function: lipase activity. Gene Ontology annotation, biological process: lipid metabolic process. The record is from RefSeq and is a predicted model, not a curated record. Lineage: Eukaryota; Metazoa; Arthropoda; Insecta; Diptera; Drosophilidae. The transcript has 2 exons.
AAGAUGUAUGUAUGUUGUUUUUAGAAUUAGCCAUUUUAGUAUUUUAAAUUAAUUGACUAGAAGUAUGUAUGUGAUUCUCAGUGGAUUUCCCUUGACUGCUUUCCCCUUCGAGCUCCGCCUCUGUUUUGAGCGGGCUGCCACUCGCAAUCGCUUGAUCAGUGCGACUUAUUGGCGUGCUAAUGCCAGGUACGAGUCAUGACGUGUUGCUGCCUUUGGCGCGUUGAUCUACCAAAGCCCAGAAUGCAUGGCACUAUUUAUAGGAGCGCUCAGGCGGCAGCAUAUAAAACCAGCUAGCCCGAUCGAGGAGAUCAACAGAGUGCAAUAGCCAGUGGAAUCGAUAGCUCCUCUAGCCGCAGCUGAUCCAAUAAACAGACCUAGAAUGUGGAUUCAACUAUUUGCAGUUUUGCUGUUAGUGGCAGCACCAGCUCAAGGCAAGCCCAGUGCAAAUGGAGUCGAGGACGACGGCGACUACGAGGCCGAGAUGAGCGAUUUUAUGGGCGCUCUGCCGGACCUCGACGACACACCCGCUGGCAUAGGCCAGCGAUCGGACAUCUCGACGGAGCCGGAGGCGGACGACAUUCUGGCCAACCUGGACGACGAGUACGAGGGCGCCAAGCACCACGAGUGGAACAGGUGCGACAAGGAUCUCAGCGAGUCGCGGGGCAUCGGCAAGUUUCUGGACCUGCCCUUCAUCAGGAAGAUAGCCAGCAACCUGAACCCGUUCGCCAGCCAGAAGCUGCGCAUGCAGUUCUUCCUCUUCAAGCGGGAGUUCCCCGAGUGCGGCAGGGAACUGGAUUUCUCGAGCGAGCGCCAGUGGAGGCACUCCGGCUUCAACGCCUCCCUGCCCACCAGGCUGAUGAUCCACGGUUGGAUGAGUCAGUCGCGCGGCUCCUUCAACCGGGAUGUGAAGAACGCCUAUCUGAGGAGGGGCGAGUACAACGUGAUCGUGGCCGACUGGAGUGCCAGCUCGGCCAACAUCAACUACUUCUCGGUGGUGAAGCUAAUUGAGACCUUCGGAGCCCAGUUGGCCCAGUUCGCCAGGAACCUCAACCGGCAGUUUGGCGCCGACUUCGACAGCAUGUACCUCAUCGGGCACUCGUUGGGGGCCCAGAUAGCUGGUUCGGCGGGAAAGCGACUGAAGCCGGACCAGGUGAACACCAUCUUCGCCCUGGAUCCCGCGGGUCCCAAGUUUCGCCACCGCAGCACCGAGUUCCGGAUCGAUCCCACCGACGCCAAGUUCGUGGAGUCCAUGCACACCAGUGCCAACUUCGGGUUCCGCCGGCCCACGGGCAGUGCCACCUUCUACCCGAACUAUGGAGCCUACCAGCGCAGCUGCUACUAUCUGGGCUGCUCCCACAUCCGCUCCUACCAGAUGUUCGCGGAGUCCAUCAACUCGCCCCUGGGCUUCUGGGGCACUCCGUGCACCCGGGACAACGGGCGGUGGCAGUGCGACCAGAGCCAGCGGCAGACCAUCCAGAUGGCGGGCGAGCCGUCGGUCCACAAGGAGGGCGUGUUCUACGUGAAGACCUCCUCCAGCGACCCCUUCGCCCUCGGCAGGCAGUAGAGCUGGAGUAGAUAAAAUACAUAAGCUAUCACAAUAUAAGUAGUUGUAAGCGCCAUUGAAUGUGAUCAACUUUACCAAAUACAUGUACAACAUUUAAAAUCUUAAGCUUCAUACUUGAAAUGCUUCUUGAACAAUGUACCUAAAAUAAGAAUCCAAAACGACUUUCAGUUACUGUUUUCGAAGUUGAACCAAUUUUAAAAAUCCUUUUUUUAUGAGUUCCAAAAAGUUUUUUAAUGAUAAUGCUGAGUUUUUGACAAUCCUAAGAAAUUGAAAGCUUUUGAAGUGUUAAAAACCAGAGGCAUCGAAGCUCUGACUUUUACAGUUGAAUUGAGUUUUUGGAAUAUUUUUAUCGGUAGACACAAAAUUUUCUAAAAUCGAGCUAAAAUGUAGAAUUUAUAGGGUUAUGAAGUCCUCUGCUGCCGCUCUGCCGCUGCUCUAAGCUUCUAGUGCUGGCUAUGCAGUUCGACAGAUGGCGCCACCUCAACCCCGAUUGUUUUAUAGGAGUAAUACUAAGGUAUCUAAGGUAUUAAAGGUUGAAUCAAGUUUCAAAAUCAUUUAAUGGGUUCCGAAAACAGUUUGGAGAAAUUUUUAG